UCAGUCCAGUCCCGGCAUGCUCCGCGCCCGGCCGCGGUCGAGUGCAGAGAGGCAUCGUCCCGUGAGCGUCCCUCUGUCGCUGCAGCCUCUGUCCAGAGCCGGGUCGGCGACGGUGCCGCCCCCCAGUCGUUCUCCUGCCGCUCGCCCGUCCGUCCGAGCGCCCCCAGCCCUCCCACGAGGGCGCCCCGGGACGGAAGGAACCAGCAGCCUGUCGGCGCCCGCCGUUCUCGUGGUCGCCGUCGCCGUCGUCGUCGUGGUCGUCUCCGCCGUCGCCUGGGCCAUGGCCAAUUACAUCCACGUCCCGCCUGGCUCCCCGGAGGUGCCCAAGUUGGACGUUACGGUUCAGGAUCAGGAGGAGAAGCGCUGCCGGGAGGGCGCCCUUAGCCUCCUGCAGCACCUGCGGCCGCAUUGGGACCCCCGCGAGGUGACCCUGCAGCUCUUCACAGAUGGGAUCACAAAUAAACUCAUUGCUUGUUAUGUGGGUGAUACCAUGGAAGAUGUAGUCCUGGUGCGGAUUUACGGCAAUAAGACCGAGUUGUUAGUGGAUCGAGAUGAAGAAGUAAAGAGUUUUCGAGUGCUGCAGGCUCAUGGCUGUGCACCACAGCUUUACUGCACCUUCAACAAUGGAUUGUGCUAUGAAUUUAUACAGGGAGAAGCACUGGACCCCCAGCAUGUCUGCAACCCGGCCAUUUUCAGACCUGGCAGUCAUCAUCUACUUCCUAGGUACCUCAUGCUAAUAGCCCGUCAGCUUGCUAAAAUCCACGCUAUCCACGCACACAACGGCUGGAUCCCCAAAUCUAAUCUAUGGCUAAAGAUGGGAAAAUAUUUCUCUCUCAUUCCUACAGGAUUUGCAGAUGAAGACCUUAAUAAAAGGUUCCUAAGUGAUAUCCCAAGCUCUCAGAUCCUUCAAGAAGAGAUGACUUGGAUGAAGGAGAUUCUUUCCAACCUGGGUUCACCUGUCGUGCUUUGCCAUAAUGACCUAUUGUGUAAGAAUAUCAUCUACAAUGAGAAACAAGGUGAUGUACAGUUCAUUGAUUAUGAAUAUUCUGGAUACAACUACCUGGCAUAUGAUAUUGGAAAUCAUUUCAAUGAAUUUGCAGGUGUAAGUGAUGUAGACUAUAGUCUCUAUCCAGAUAGAGACCUACAGGGCCAGUGGCUGCGUUCUUACCUUGAAGCCUACAAAGAAUAUAAGGGCUUUGGGUCUGACGUUACUGAAAAGGAGGUAGAAAUACUUUUCAUUCAAGUCAAUCAGUUUGCAUUGGCUUCGCAUUUCUUUUGGGGAUUGUGGGCUUUGAUUCAAGCCAGAUACUCCACUAUUGAAUUUGACUUCCUUGGGUAUGCAAUUGUUCGUUUUAACCAGUACUUUAAAAUGAAGCCCGAGGUUACUGCAUUAAAAGUGCCUGAGUAAAGAAGAGACUUGAUUAUUCCCAAGUGGUUGAGCAGUGCUUGUGGAGUUUUUUCUUAAAUUCCAAAAAGCCAAUAUUUGUUAAAAUUACUAUUUAAUUUGGUUAUCUUGCUUUACAAAUUAUGCCUCUAAACAAGCAAUCUAUUUUUUAAAUAGACUGAAUGAUGUCAAGAAAUACUUACUGCUGUCAGUAUGUGGAGGAUUAGAAAUUUGCAAAGGUAUAAAGAUGUCAGUUUAAGCCUUUCUUUGAUAAUUUAGUCUCUGUUACAUGUGAAUUAUUUAUUGUAAAUUUAACAUAAUUCUGUUUGUUGAGUGUAUGCAAUGAGAAUGUUCUAGAGAAAAAUUUUUGAAGUUUUGUUGAUAAGGUUAAUUUUAGAAAAAAAAAUUCUGGUUGUUCACUGUAACUUUUUUAUCUUGAUUCUCUGUAAGUAAAAUGAAUCAUUUACUCUUAAAAUGCCAGUCACUGGUGUAGAUAAUUUAGGAUGUCAUAUAAAAAUAGCUGUGUAGGAGGGAGAGGUGCAUUCACUGUCUCUGUUGGGGUAGUACAUCUUUUUGAAUUGAAUACUGGAAAUUAUAUCUUUUGGGGGGAAUACAAUGUAGAAUUUGUCUCUUUACAUAGUUUGGAAAUACAAAUAUAUUUACCAUAUAAUUCUGGAAUAAGUAUAAUUACUUACUAUUAACAAAAUCUGUAUUAAAUAGUGUUUUCAAGUGCUAAACAUGGUCAUUUAAGGUACUAGUUUCUGUUUUUAAAUUUUUACCUUACGAAAUUGUUUGUAACCAAAAAUUUUUUCUUAAUCGAAAUACUGUGUUUUUUUUUUGUUUAUUAAAUAAUAGCUGGUAUUGCUAAUUUUUGAGAAACCUGCAAAGUUUAUUAUAUUUGGAAAUCAGAAAAAUAUCAUUUAGAUUAAUUCUUUUUUAUCUAUUCAUAUUCAUUCCUUACAUUUCAGUUUUAUGUUUUACUAUGGUUCUGUGUCUUUAGAGUAAUAGCAAAAGAUUACUUGGCACAUGUAAUUUCAGAGUAAUAUGUUGAGGCAUUUAGUAAAAGACUCAGAUAAGGAGGGAUUAGGACAUUGAUCUUGUACACUUAAAGUCUGACAAGUAAGAAUGUGAAUUAAGCAGAAACACCCAUAGUAUGAGGGGCUUCUGUUUUCAUUUAUCUUCUUUUUGUUUAAGUAUAUUUUUUAUACUUAGGGAUGUUUAGGGAUGAGAGAGAGGCAGCUGUUAUAUGGAAGUCAAUUUGGGGUGGAAAGGCUUCAGGUUUUGAACAUUACUGUGGAGUUGAGCAGUUAUGGUUAACUUUUCUUAGAAAAUUAGUCUGACAAGCUUUGUCCUUUGGUCACAGAAGUGCUCAUGUACAAAGUUGGCUUAAUGCUUAUUCAUAUUUCAAAUCUGCAACUACAAAUUUAUCCUCUGAGAAAUUGUCUGGUGAGUCUGAUGUAUUGUAAAUGAUUUACAUUCUCUAGACAAGUGCUUUAAAAUAUGUGGACUGUCUCAUGAUAUUUAAAGCUAAUUAAGUAGAAACACUUAA
Castor canadensis (American beaver) is the source of this 2933-nucleotide messenger RNA. Lineage: Eukaryota; Metazoa; Chordata; Mammalia; Rodentia; Castoridae. The record is from RefSeq and is a predicted model, not a curated record.